This is a messenger RNA of Hibiscus syriacus, 1193 nucleotides long. RefSeq names its product NADP-dependent malic enzyme-like. The transcript is spliced from 11 exons. NCBI's taxonomy places the organism in Eukaryota, Viridiplantae, Streptophyta, Magnoliopsida, Malvales, Malvaceae. The coding region runs from base 129 to 1187 and encodes 352 amino acids. Gene Ontology annotation, molecular function: malate dehydrogenase (decarboxylating) (NADP+) activity; malate dehydrogenase (decarboxylating) (NAD+) activity; NAD binding. Gene Ontology annotation, cellular component: chloroplast. Gene Ontology annotation, biological process: pyruvate metabolic process; malate metabolic process. The record is from RefSeq and is a predicted model, not a curated record.
CUGUUCCCAAACAUUGUUAAAUUUACAGAGACGGGUGUUGUGUGGAUAUCAGGGAAGAAAGAGUAUCCUGGUCGUUAAUAUUUCAUAAUGCAGUUCAUAACUAUUGUGAUUUAGUGGAUAAUUCGACCAUGGCUGGUGGUGUUGAUGAUGACGAGUACGGUGAGGAUAGUGCCACAGUGGAUCAGCCUAUCACUCCAUGGACUAUCUCCGUUGCUAGUGGGUAUUCGUUGAUGCGUGAUUCACGUCACAACAAAGGGCUUGCCUUCACUGAGAAAGAGAGGGAUGCACAUUACUUGCGUGGCCUUCUUCCCCCCGUUGUUCUCAGCCAGGAGCUCCAGGAGAAGAAGAUGAUGAACAUCAUUCGCCAAUAUACGGUUCCUUUGCAUCGAUACAUGGCGAUGAUCGAUCUCCAGGAGAGGAAUGAACGACUGUUUUACAAGCUUCUCGUCAAUAACGUGGAGGAACUGCUCCCGAUUGUGUACACUCCGACUUUUGGCGAGGCUUGCCAAAAAUUUGGCAGCAUUUUCAAGCACCCUCAGGGUCUUUACAUCAGUCUGAAAGAGAAGGGCAAGAUUCUAGAAAUACUGAAGAACUGGACUGAGAGAACAGUUCAAGUCAUUGUUGUGACCGAUGGUGAGCGAAUUUUGGGACUCGGGGAUCUUGGUUGCCAGGGAAUGGGAAUACCUGUAGGAAAACUCUCUCUAUACACAGCUCUCGGUGGAGUCUGUCCCUCGCUAUGCUUGCCUGUUACUAUCGGUGUCGGGACAAACAACGAGAAGUUGUUAAAUGACGAAUUUUACAUGGGGCUCAGGCAAAAGAGGGCAACAGGAAAGGAAUAUGCUGACCUUCUACAAGAGUUCAUGUGUGCAAUUAAACCGAAUUAUGGAGAGAAAAUUCUAAUACAGCUCGAAGAUUUUGCAAACCACAAUGCAUUUGAACUGUUAGCAAGAUACAGUUCUACUCAUCUCUUUUUCAACGACGAUAUACAGGGUACAGCAGCUGUGGUGCUGGCUGGCCUUCUUUCUGCCCUGAGAUUACUCGGUGGAACUCUCGCCGACCAUACGUUCUUGUUCCUCGGUGCUGGCGAGGCCGGAACUGGUAUAGCUGACCUCAUAGCACUUGAGAUCUCAGAGCAGAACGGAAAACCGAUCGAGGAGAACCGCAAGAAGAUUUGGCUUGUAGACUAAAGGUAC